CCCUGGAGGCUCUGGGGAUGAGCCACAGGGGAUUCAGGGAACCGCAUGGCCGGGGGGCCUGGACGGUGCUGGCUUGCAGGCCCCAGGCCCCUAUAUAAGGGCCCGAGCCCGCUGCCCGGCCUUCGUCACUCCCGGGAGCUCAGCACAACCACAGCCGCAGCCAUGAAGUGCCUCCUGCUGGCCCUGGGCCUGGCCCUCGCGUGUGGCAUUCAGGGCAUCGACGUCCCCCAGAGCGUGCAGAACAUGGACCUCCAGAAGGUGGCUGGGAUGUGGCACUCCAUUGCCAUGGCCUCCAGCGACAUCUCCCUCCUGGAUGCCGAGAACGCCCCUCUGAGAGUGUACGUCCAGGAGCUGAGACCCACCCCCGACCUGCCCGUGACAGUGCCCCACCUACUCACGCUUUGA
Messenger RNA from Ailuropoda melanoleuca (giant panda), 405 nucleotides. RefSeq names its product beta-lactoglobulin-1-like. The record is from RefSeq and is a predicted model, not a curated record. The coding region runs from base 46 to 405 and encodes 119 amino acids. The transcript is spliced from 2 exons. Lineage: Eukaryota; Metazoa; Chordata; Mammalia; Carnivora; Ursidae.